CGGCCGCUAGGGAGGGGAUGAGAACAUUGCUCUGCCUGUUUUUCAGCUCGGGAGGGGGAGACAGACAGGAAUGAAAGCUCUUCCUCAGAGAGUCGAGGAGCAGGUUGGGUUUCGGUCGCGAAUUGAACGUUAACUGACCGACCGGCGAACAAGAGGAGUUGUCUAAAUCCUCGUCCGUACUUUACAGACAACCGCGCGAAUGGAGACGAGUGCAUGAGGCGGGAUAUGUGCAGACUUUGCUCGGAGCUAGACACGAGUCUAGGAUACUGAUUAGAGCUGAAACAAACCCAGCUCCAGUAGCAACUCUAUCCACACUUCACCUCCAACCCCCUCCUUCGCUCCUCAACCAGGAAAUCAUCGUGCUGUGCUGCUUAUCCUUCUUCCCACAGAUUGAACAAAAACACCAGACCCCUCCGUGGGUUGAUCCAUGAGGAUCUCGUCGGUUUCUCUAGUGUUUUCGCCUCUGGAAGUUACGUCUGAAGAGGAUCCCCGCUGUCGUCGAACAAUGAGUGAGUCAAGUAUCUGUCAGGCACGGGCCACUGUGAUGAUCUACAAUGAUGCCGAUAAGAAGUGGGUCCCGGCAGGCACGGGUCCCCAGACAUUCAGCAGGGUCCAAAUCUACCACAACCCCAGCAAUAACAACUUCAGAGUGGUGGGACGCAAGAUGCAGACCGACCAGCAGGUUGUGAUAAACUGUCCAAUUGUAAAGGGAUUAAAAUAUAAUCAGGCCACGCCGAACUUCCAUCAGUGGCGGGACGUUCGGCAGGUGUGGGGCCUGAAUUUUGGCACCAAGGAAGAUGCAGUGCUGUUCGCCAAUGGCAUGACACAUGCGCUUAACAUCCUCAACUCCAUGCCUGAUGGAGGUUACCCCACACGACCUGUGUCCAAUGGACCAUCCCCAGAAGAGCUGGAACAACAGAAAAGAUUGGAAAUGCUGAGGUCGGAGCAGCUAGAGCGAGAGAGACAAGAAAGAGAGCGACAGGAAAGAGAAAGACAAGAAAGAGAGCGACAGGAAAGAGAGCGACUGGAAAGAGAAAGACAAGAAAGAGAGCGACAGGAAAGAGAAAGACAAGAAAGAGAGCGACUGGAAAGAGAAAGACAAGAAAGAGAACGGCAGGCAGCUCCAGUAGUCAUUCCUCCAGCACCACCUUUGGCCCCUGGAGGCCCUCCGGCUCCCCCAGGACCUCCACCUCCCCCUGGGCCCCCUCCGUCUGGACCUCCCCCUCCACCUGGACCUCCUCCAUCAGGAGGAGGAGCUCCACCUCCACCGGCUCCUCCUCUGCCCUCUUCAGGAGGAGGUGGAGGUGGGGGAGAAGAAGGACUAGGUGGUGGGGGUCUCGCUGCUGCCCUGGCAGGUGCCAAACUCCGCAGAGUGACCAAGGAUGAUGUUGGUAGUGGUGGAGGUGGAGGUGGAGGUGGCCCUGCUGUGGCGCCAACUCCUAAAGCAGACAGCAGUCGCAGCAGUGUGUCUUUGCCCAGUGGCGGAGGAGGCCUGAUGGGAGAGAUGAGUGCAAUUCUAGCACGAAGGAGAAAAGCAGCAGAUAAAGGGGAGAAGGCACCCCCCAAAGCAGAGGAGCCCAGUAAUGAUGAUUCCGACGCUCAAGGCCCAGGUGAAUUUAGGAGACCAUGGGAAAAAUCAGCCACCAUGCCCAGGACUAACUCCGCACCCAGAGGUCUGGAGUCACCCUCUUCCUCUAGCUCACUUACCAGGAUGAAACCCAGUAGCCAAUCAGCAGACCCCGAAAGUGGAGAAGGAGAAUCAGAGAUGGAACGAAUUAAACAGGAACUGCUUGAGGAGGUGAGAAAAGAGCUUCAGAAGGUUAAGAAUGAAAUCAUUGGAGCCUUUAUUCAGGAGCUACAGAAACGAGGCUCUACAUAGUCCCACAUAAACUGAUGAGAAGGGAUCACUCAGUCCUGAGAACCCAGGGAUACACACACAUACACACACACACCCAGGGACUUAACCCUUAAUCGUUAUCAUUCAACACAAGAUGAGCUUUCUUGUACCUUUACCUGCCAAUGUUUUCUUUCACAUUUUGUUUCCUACUUAAUGUUUUACAUACCAUACACAUUGUCACGUUCAUGCUUGAUUCCUAUAAAACACUGUGCAAAAAUCCUCAUCAUAAACUCAAGACUUGCCUAAAAUUAUUGUAUUCAGGGAAUAUAGCAUAUCAACCAUCCCAGUGACUGUAAUUGCCAUAUACAGACCCGCAGAGGUAUGAUGCAACAAUGAGGCGAAAACAAGAUGGAUCUUAGAGAAAAAGACCUGCAGUCACACACAUUAUCUUCCACACACACAUACACCUUUGAUCGUCCAGAUCAUCAGGUCAGGUCCCACUCUUGCACUUUAUGCUGGGAAAUUUUCACAUCAGACCUGGUUUAGGGAAGACAAAAGCAUAUUUUUCAUUUGAAUUUGAAGCUCAGAGCUGUGUGUUUCAUGUGUGUGGAUGCAUGUGUUUAUGGAUGUAUGACUGCACUUGCCUCUGUUUAUCAGUGCCAUCUUGUAUGCGGUCACCUGAUCUGGUGGUGUGAAUAACUUCAGCCCUCAUUCGAGAUGUUUUUAAACUUUGUGUUGAGAUAUGAAAUAAUAUGGCCAUGAUCAUUUUUGUCUUUUGGCCAUGCCAAACUGCCUUGGAAAAUACAUAUACAUAUAAAUAUAUAUUUGUUUUGAGGGAAAAGAUAAAAAAACUUGAGAUAAUGUUUCUAUUUUAAUUGAAAUGAUUGGUGAAUGGGGAUUUAUUUUGAUUUUGAUGUUUUCUUUUCAGAGAUUAUUUUCAGUUUUCUGUUAAUUUUUUUUUUUUUUAUAGAAUAUAGGCUUUUUACACUGAAAUAUAUAAAGAAAAUUGCGUAGAGACACUGGAUUAGAUGCCUUUAUAGUCAAAUACAGCUGCUUCUUCUACUGCA
Carassius carassius (crucian carp) is the source of this 2904-nucleotide messenger RNA. Its product is annotated as vasodilator-stimulated phosphoprotein-like. Gene Ontology annotation, molecular function: profilin binding; SH3 domain binding. The record is from RefSeq and is a predicted model, not a curated record. Lineage: Eukaryota; Metazoa; Chordata; Actinopteri; Cypriniformes; Cyprinidae. The transcript is spliced from 14 exons. Gene Ontology annotation, biological process: neural tube closure; positive regulation of actin filament polymerization; axon guidance. The coding region runs from base 428 to 1879 and encodes 483 amino acids.